This is a messenger RNA of Lodderomyces elongisporus, 2634 nucleotides long. RefSeq names its product DNA-dependent ATPase (gene RAD54). Gene Ontology annotation, molecular function: ATP binding; hydrolase activity, acting on acid anhydrides; DNA translocase activity. The transcript has a single exon. The record is from RefSeq and is a predicted model, not a curated record. Gene Ontology annotation, cellular component: nucleus. Bases 1 to 2634 code for a protein of 877 amino acids. Lineage: Eukaryota; Fungi; Ascomycota; Pichiomycetes; Serinales; Debaryomycetaceae. Gene Ontology annotation, biological process: double-strand break repair via synthesis-dependent strand annealing; reciprocal meiotic recombination.
AUGGCAGUAAGGAAGCCUUUAAAAGAAUUUACAACGCCGCUUGGCUCCGGUGCAGGUGUACCAAAGGAUAAGCGACCACCAAAGGUUACUGACUCAUCAGCACGUCUUGCACGAGCAUUCAAGGUUCCAUUUAAGACGCGUCCAGGAACCGAUCCAGGUUUUGGCUCAUCAUCAUCAUCAUCAUCAUCAUCAUCUAUGUUAUCUUCUUCGAAUGGAUUACCACAUCGGCCCGUACGGUCUACUAGAAAGUAUACAAACUAUGCAGUUGACGACAUAGAACUUGUUCGGGAUGACGAUGACAACACAGUUGAUGAGAAUGGUGAAAUUGUACGCAGGAAAAAAUUUGGGGCUUUAUUGCCACGAUCCUUGAUAAACUCAGAUAAUCUAGCUAAAAAUGAAACGAAAUUCAAAAAAUCAUUUACAGUGCCAUUCAAGAAAGAUAAUGCCAAAAGAGAGGAGAUGAUUAGUAGAGCAGUUCCGCCACCGCCAUUAGGCACAAAGGUUCGGCCAAUUCUUCCACCAAGGGCUUUACACGAUCCAAUGAGUGAGUUUGCUAUAGUGUUGUAUGAUCCUACUGUAGAUGUGAUACCCAAAAUUGAAGACGAGAACGGAGAAGAGAAGGAUAAGGAUAAAGAGGCAGACACGUCUACUGAGAGUGCUGCAGGUGCAGCAUUGCUGAGCUCUCCUCCGUUAUCAUCUGAAUCUUCUGGAAUUGAAGAACGACCAGCAAAGAGGAGAAAGACACAUAGAUCAUUGGCUGAGAUCUUGGGUAUUGUAACUAACCCCGAGGAACAAAUGCGUAAAUUCCCCAAUGUGCCUGUUGUUAUUGAUCCCAAAUUGGCCAAGAUCCUUAGACCGCAUCAAAUUGCUGGUGUGAAAUUUUUGUAUCGAUGUACUGCUGGUCUUCAAGACCCUAGAGCUAAGGGCUGUAUAAUGGCUGAUGAAAUGGGGUUGGGUAAGACAUUGCAAUGCUUGACUUUGAUGUGGACCUUGUUGCGUCAAUCGCCAAGAGGGAAGCGGACGAUUGAAAAAUGUAUUAUUGUUUGUCCUUCGUCAUUGGUUAGAAAUUGGGCCAAUGAAAUUGUUAAAUGGUUGGGUGAAGGUGUGUUGACACCACUUGCCGUUGAUGGGAAAAGUACAAAGUCCAAUGAUUUGGGGUUGGCUUUGCAACAGUGGUCAACCGCGCAGGGAAGGAAUAUCGUGAGGCCAGUGUUGAUUAUAUCGUAUGAGACGUUGAGAAGAAAUGUUGACAAAUUGGCCGGUACUGAAGUUGGAUUAAUGUUGGCUGAUGAAGGUCACAGAUUAAAAAACGGUGACUCGUUAACUUUCACAGCAUUGAACUCUUUGAGGUGCGAGAGGAGAGUGAUAUUAUCUGGUACACCCAUUCAAAAUGAUUUAUCUGAGUACUUUUCAUUGCUUAAUUUUGCCAAUCCUGGGUAUUUGGGUACAAGAAAUGAUUUUAGACGGAAUUUUGAAAAUGCAAUAUUGCGAGGCAGAGAUGCCGAUGCCACCGAUAAGGAGCGUGAGAAGGGUGAUCAAAAAUUGUCCGAACUAUCGCAAUUGGUUUCCAAGUUCAUUAUUAGAAGGACAAAUGAUAUCUUGUCCAAGUAUUUGCCCGUUAAAUACGAGUACGUGCUAUUUACUGGUUUAGCGCCUAUGCAGAAGAAAUUAUACCAUCAUUUCAUUACUUCGCCAGAGAUCAAGAAAUUGUUAAAGGGAAUAGGAUCGCAGCCUCUUAAGGCGAUUGGUAUGUUAAAGAAGUUGUGUAAUCAUCCCGAUUUGUUGAAUUUACCGGAUGAUAUUGAAGGUUGCGAUGACUUGAUUCCCGAGGAUUAUGUUUCUUCGAUUCAUGGUCAUGGUGGGGGAGGUAGAAACCGAGAGAUUCAAACGUGGUUCAGUGGGAAAUUUCAAGUAUUGGAGCGAUUCUUGCACAAGAUUAAGCGCGAGACUAACGAUAAGAUUGUUCUCAUUUCAAAUUAUACACAAACAUUAGAUUUGAUUGAAAAAAUGUGCCGAUAUAAAAAGUAUGGUGCGUUAAGACUAGAUGGUACGAUGAAUAUUAACAAGCGUCAGAAAUUGGUUGAUAGAUUCAACGAUCCAGAUGGAGCUGAGUUUAUAUUCCUUUUAUCGUCAAAGGCUGGUGGAUGCGGUAUCAAUCUUAUUGGAGCCAAUCGUCUUGUUCUCAUUGAUCCAGACUGGAAUCCUGCUUCUGACCAACAGGCACUUGCCAGAGUAUGGAGAGAUGGCCAAAAGAAGGACUGUUUUAUCUAUAGAUUUAUUUCUACGGGAACAAUCGAAGAAAAGAUUUUCCAGCGUCAAUCAAUGAAAAUGUCGCUUAGUUCAUGUGUUGUUGAUGAGAAAGAGGAUGUUGAAAGGCUUUUUAGUGCAGAUAAUUUGAGACAGUUGUUUCUUUUCCAACCAGAUACCGAAUGUGAUACACAUGAUACAUACAACUGUAAGAGGUGUCACAAGGAUAAAGGGCAAACUAUCAAGGCGCCAGCUAUGCUUUAUGGUGAUGCCACUACCUGGAAUCAUAUCAAACAUGAUAGGCUAAAGAGUAACGAGGAUUCAUUAGUUGCCGAUGAGGCCAACUAUAAUGACAUUUCUUUUGCUUUCCAGUAUAUUUCACAUUAG